AUGAGUGGCUAUGAGAUUGUCAACGUGCCGUGCAUAGCCUACGGCUACUCGUUCCUCUGCUGCACCCCGCUCGCCCACGGCUUCCUCGUCUGCGUCCCCUUCGCAUGGCAAACCUAUCGGAUCCGCAAACUAGGCGACCUCGGCGGCACUUGUGUUGCCGAUAUACUCAAGACGUGGUUUUGCACCGAACACAGUUUCCACUCAGAAACGGGCGACGAGGCCAUGGAGCGCAUCGUCGCAUCCGAGGACUCCACCUUAGAUCUGGCUGUGAUGGCAUUGCCUGCGACUCCACAGCACAUUGCUUUUACGGCUCCUGCGCGAACGACUCAAUCUGAGAUACCCAGUCACCUGGACAAGUCCGAGAAUGAUUCGCAUCCGGACCCGGCUAGCGAGCACAUCUGUAACAACGGUGAAGCGGUAAUGGCAGAAUAA
Molecule: messenger RNA, 432 nt
Organism: Alternaria hordeiaustralica
Lineage: Eukaryota; Fungi; Ascomycota; Dothideomycetes; Pleosporales; Pleosporaceae
Exons: 3
Coding region: 1-432 (143 amino acids)
Source: RefSeq, a predicted model, not a curated record